AUGAAAGUAUCAAUUAGCACAAUAACAAGUAAUCAAUGUGGUUCAGUUUCUAAAAUGGUACUAGCUGGCACCACAGAUUCAAUUGGUUGCAUAGUGACGUUUAACAGUUCUGAUCAAAUAGCGGAAAUGUUUUUUGCUGCGGCAAUAAUCAUUGAAGAUUUCAGUAAAGCAACUUCACUAAUACCGUCUAGCAGUGCACCAGCUCAAUUUAUUAUUCAAACUGUUGGUACAUUAAUUUACUCAUUAAAAUCAGAGGUAGGACGCAAUAGAGUACUUUAUACUAGGGGUGGACCAUUUCCGUUAAUUUGA
Adineta ricciae is the source of this 309-nucleotide messenger RNA. NCBI's taxonomy places the organism in Eukaryota, Metazoa, Rotifera, Eurotatoria, Adinetida, Adinetidae. The record is from the annotation of a GenBank genome assembly.